AUGAGCCUGAAACUGCAAAAGUUGCGCCAGCAAAUCGAAGGGGAAGAGCUUGACGCAAUCCUUAUCUCCGCACCUGAAAAUCGCCGGUAUAUGUCGGGUUUCGCAGGAUCGGCUGGCUGGUUGCUCAUAUCGCCCGACGAUGCCACUCUUGCCACCGAUUUCCGCUAUGUCGAGCAGGCAGGUAAUCAGGCGCCCGACUUCAGCAUCUAUCGCAUUCAGCGUGGACUCGGCUGGUUCCCAGAAUGGACGGCAGAGCAUGGCGUAAAGCGAAUCGGCUUCGAGAGCCAAGACGUAACCGUCUCAGUGCACAAUGCAUUCCUCAAGGCAAUCGAAGAAGCUGAAGACUCCAACAACCCCGAACUCGUCCCCACCUCCGGAAUCGUCGAGAAGCUUCGCGUCUUCAAAGACGCCGACGAACUCGCGCUACUAACCGAGGCAAUCCGCAUCGCGGACGAGGCAAUCGACGAAAUUGCGCCCCGCAUUGAGCCCGGCAUCACCGAAGAAGCCGUCGCAUGGGAGCUCGAAAAGGCUAUGCGGGAGCGCGGCGCCGAGAUGAUUUCCUUCGACACUAUUGUCGGUGCUGGCGCAAACGGCGCGCUCCCCCAUCACCGCGCAGACGAGACUGUUAUCAGGCAAAACGACGCAAUCGUCAUCGAUAUGGGCGCGAAGUACCAGGGUUAUUGCAGCGACCUCACGCGCACGGUAUUUGUUGGCGAGCCGGACGACAAGUUCCGCAAGAUAUACGACAUCGUGCUGCAAGCCCAACUCGCCGCCGAAGAGCAGGUUACGGCGGGCAUGACAGGCAAAGAGGUGGACGCCAUCGCACGCGACAUCAUCGCCGACGCAGGACACGGCGACGAAUUCGGACAUAGCCUUGGGCACGGCGUUGGCCUCGCCGUCCACGAAUACCCCCAUGUCGGCCCGACCGCCGAAGACGAUGUACUGGAAGACGGCAUGGUCUUCACCAUCGAGCCGGGCAUCUACCUUCCGGGGUGGGGCGGCGUCCGCAUCGAGGACAUCGUUGUCCUCGAAAACGGCAAGGCUCGCGUCAUCAGCAAGGCAAAGAAGCUCUAA
Molecule: messenger RNA, 1074 nt
Organism: Geodia barretti
Lineage: Eukaryota; Metazoa; Porifera; Demospongiae; Tetractinellida; Geodiidae
Source: the annotation of a GenBank genome assembly